Messenger RNA from Drosophila mauritiana, 11476 nucleotides. RefSeq lists its product as uncharacterized. The coding region runs from base 1 to 10737 and encodes 3578 amino acids. The record is from RefSeq and is a predicted model, not a curated record. Gene Ontology annotation, cellular component: cytoplasm. The transcript is spliced from 29 exons. NCBI's taxonomy places the organism in Eukaryota, Metazoa, Arthropoda, Insecta, Diptera, Drosophilidae.
AUGGACAAAUCCAGGUCCACUGCGUACGACAAGUUCGUUGGCUUCGUUGAACAACUGCGGAAUACGGAAUGCAGCCAAAAGCAGAAGAUCACCUGCUUUCAGCAGAUCGCCGAGUGCAUCAUGUCGCCCUCGCUGGCAGGCCACAUCAACUAUGCCGCCCACUGCGGCACGGCCACGAAUGUUCUGCUUUUGUUCUGCGAGGAUGUGGAUUCCGUGGUUCGGAUGAGCGCCGAGGAAAACCUCAAUAAAAUACUGAGGUCACUCGAGAAAACCCGGGUCAGCCGCAUCCUUAUGGAUCUCUAUGGUGAAAUUAAGCGUAAUGGUAACCAGAGAUCCCUGAGGAUUUGCCUGAACCUUUUCUCCUACUAUGCUCCACAAAUAAAGGAGAAACACAUCAAGUGGUAUGCCGUGAGAUUGCUCCAAUGUAUGACCACCAUUUCCCAGCGCAAGGAGACGUUGCUCCAGGAGACUCUCUGCGACUUCGUCAAGCACUUUUGCCGCCAUAUACAACAGGGUCUCAGCGAUAGCGAAUCCUGCAAACUGUUCGAGACUUUUCUGGACCAUAUUAGCUCCGAUUGUGCCAUCAAGCGUCGUUGCUCGGCCCAAAACUGCAUGAGUCUGAUUGAGAAUGCACGCAAUAGGAGCCUCAUGGCCAGACAUGGGGUCAACAAAGUGAUGGAGCUCCUGCUGACGGAUCAGCAAGCGAGCAGCGUGCUGGGAGCCUUGGGGCUGCUGCGCCUCCUGUUGCCACAACUCAUACGCGGCUACCCCGGCGAUAGCCACGAAGAUUCCGAGUCCUUGGCCGGCAAGAAGCAGCAACAGCAGCAGACAACGACCUCCGACUGUCGGCAAAUUAUUGAAAUUUAUGAUUAUUGUUUGCACCUGCUGAGCACGCAGCACAGCGCGAAUCACGCCAUCAUAAAUGCCACCCUGGAGGUCAUCAACGGCAUACUCCAGGCUGUGGACGCCGCAUCCGAUGGCCAAUGUAGCCAGAGUCUGGGCCAAAGUUUGCGCCAACUGUUGUGCAAUCAACAACUGCAGCACAAUGAGUAUUUGCGGCGAAGGAAAUCAUUAAAGAAUCAAAUAUUCCAAUUGAAAAAUUACGAAGUGGCGACAAGUCAACACCAGCUCGAGGAUGAGGAUGAGAACGAGGAUGUGGAUGAGCUGGUGGUUGGGGCCACUGCAAUGCAAAUGAAAAAGAAUUCAAAUGCAAAACUGCAGCGGGCGAAGUGUCGCGAGCAGCAGCAGCAUCAGCAGGAACUCGAAGUUGACAACAGCUCGCUGGGAAUUAAUGCUGGGGAAGAUGCCACGACCGAGGCUCCAAGUUCCGUCGCUGAUGAAGGGGGAGAGCCGGAGUCAACGAAGCAGCGCUGCCACAUUAGGAAUGCCGCACGCAGCAUCAGCGAAUGCGUUGCCUCGGAUGAGGACAAGCAGGGGCAAGGACACCGGCAGCAGCGGGACGAGGAUGAAGUCGUAGUGGCGGAGGAUGAUGAUGAUGACGACGAUAUGGAGCUGCUGAGUGCCGAGUGUGAUGACUUUACAACCCUGUCGCAACUAAAUGAACAACAACAGGCGCUGUCAGCGGCAUUGAAAUUGCCCGCAACAACAGCAGCAGCAGCAGGCGGAGCAGCAACAUCGCAGGACGAUAAACUGAUUGAUGUUGAUGCCGAUGUCGGGGGGCUGCCUAAACCGCAGCAUCAGUCAUCUCUGCAGAAUCUGCUCGCCGGCAGCGAUGACAAAUCCCAGCAUUUGAGUGACAUCGACAAUGAAUCUUUCAACAGCAUCGAUUUCGAUGCCGAAAUCACAAUUGCCGGCAGCAAAGAGCAACAGCAGCAGCAGCAGCAACAUCCACCGGCGGAUGAUUCGGUGGAAUCCGGCGAUGCAACAGCAAUUGGCACAUUCUUCAACAAUCUGCUGUCGCAUUCCAAUGCAGCUUCGGAGUCGGUCAGUAAGCUCUUUCGUCAAUCAAGCGGCUCUAAGUCCACGCCCUCCAAGUCCGCUUCCACUACGGCUCCCGCCGACAAAUCGGAUGCCAUCUCGGCCGCCUCGCUCACGCUCUCGCUUACCUCCUUGGCCAGCAGUAACCUGGAGCCGCCGGAGCGGCAGCCCUCUAUUGCGGAGACGCCCACGCCGGUGGAAGACUCCUGCUCGAUAACCGCCUCCCACACGGCCUCCACAGCCCUCAUGAUGGAUGCUCCGGCCGUGGAAGUGGCAGCCUCUAAGCCCGAAACACCGCAGCUGCGUGGCACGCCCAACGCUAAUCCCUUUCUAGUGGAGAACUCGCCGCUCCGGCAGACAGUUGUCGGUCGUGCCCUGAUCACCGUGAAAAUUGGCAGCAUCCUGGAGCAGUCGUUGGUCUACUAUACGGCUCGCUUGGUGGCAGCUCGAUUUCUGCUCAGUGGACAAGCGGCGGGAUUGCAGCCCGAUAGCAUCAGCAGAGUUUCUAUCAAGAGCCUCUCCUUGGGCGUGAUUGCUCAAUGUGUGCGUUUGUCUCCGAGGAUUCUUCAACUCAGCCUGGAGAUUAGCGAGCAGGAACUGCAGCUGCUGGAGGAGGCCACCUCUCAGACAGGAAGUGGUGAUAGCACUCAAGUUUCGAGUCCACAGAGCAGCGACAAUUCCCAGGUGGGCGGAGAGAAGCCACCGCUGGAUAGUAGUCUCGUUCCGACUAGCUUGGAAGAGAACCUGCUUCUGCUUGACAUUAAGGAUGAUCAUUUCGGGCCGAGCACAUGUCCAGCAUACUUGCAGCCAGCGACACCCACCCUAAGCCGCAGUGCAGACGCUUCAGUUCUCCUACUUGAUGGCGGCACUACUUCAUCGCCGUUUGCCAAGAAAUCGGAAGAGAAGCUCUCAAAGUCCGAGAUCAUUGGAAGUUCGUAUAGGCCAACAGUGGCAGUUGAGGAUGUGCCUCCAUUGAGCAUGCCUCCACGUCCACCCAAGCGCACAAAGUCAACGCGCAGUCGAGUAGGAGUUCUUGGAGCCUCCUCUUUAACUGAGAAUUCUCCACCUCAAGACCGUCAGAAGCUUUCGGAUAUCCUGCUCUUCCAUGACCACUGCGAUCCCAUCUUGCGGGGUGGCGUCCAGCAGGUUGUGGGUAACUUCCUGCAAUCUAGUGGGGCUGGACUGUUUCUGGAUCUGCAACGUGGUCUUGGCAUGCAACACUUGUUGGCCAUUUUGCUGAAGGGCUUUGAGGACGAGAUCCACACAGUGGUUAUACAAGCGUUGAAUGCAUUCGAUAAGAUAUUUCCGCAUGUGGUGUCCAAAUAUUUGACAGAGCCGCCAUGUCAUUAUCAUGCUCAUCAGCAGCAGCAGCAGCAGAAGGAGCAGCAACAGCAGCAGGAGCAGGACAACCAGAAGCUGGAGCAGGACCUGCAACGACAUUCAAGUGGACAACAAAAGCGUUCGGGCCAGGCGCAAACAUUUGGCCAACAAACUUUUGCGAAGGACCAGGAUAAUGCCUUAAGCAGUCAACGGCAGCAACAAAGGCGUCCUAACGAUGCCGGGACAUGUGCCAACUCCUCGGCCACUGAUAAUGAUGAGCUACUGGCUGCUCUUUUGAAUGAUUUCCAAUUGCAAUCGACUGGCAUGCGGCAGCAGCCAAAGAAUAAUAGCACCGGCACCGGGCAGUCGGGUAAUGAGCCCGAUCUCGAACCCAAUCCCAAUCCCGCAGUGGAGCCUUUCUGUGUGUUUGCCAUCUCACCGAAAUUGCUCUUGAGCAAACUCCGGCUCUGCCAUCACAAUAAAUAUUGGCUGGUCCAGAAUAAAUACGCCGAAGUUAUUUCGAAUUUAAAUUACGUGCUGCUGCGGUCGUACUACGCAAAUUUUCGUUGUGCCAUCGACAACAAAAACAGCGGCGCCAGGAAGCAGGACUCCAAGUGGCCACCGAUGGAUGCCAGCAGUGUCUGCCACUCUGGACGGGAUGCGGAGGGCGAGGACAUUGUCUGCACUUAUGAGGCGCAGUUUCUGGCUGAACUUUUGCAUCUGCUCGGCGACGAUGAUGCGCGGGUGCGGGAACACGCCGCCUGCUGUCUUUGCCGCUUUAUAAUGCAAACGGCGCGCCAGGACCCAGCGCAGGGCCAAGGAGCAGGAGGCGGUGGAGACGUUAUCGAAGGCAAUGGCAACGUCAACGUGGAAACUCAGCAAACUAAUUUCAAUUUGCUGUGGGAUUUUUUCGACUAUCGCAUAUUUGGCAGCAUGUCCGUGACGUUGCGUAAUUUAUUCCGGGCCAGUUCGACGAUUGUGCCGCCUCUGGCUGAGCUGGAUGCAUUGGCCACCUCGAAUUCAGCCCCAUCCUACCCCGACACUGGCAGCACGUCCGGCUCCUCCACAUCGACAUCUGCCUCAUACGGAGGAUCCGCAGCGGCAGUCUCCGCGGCGUCGGCCUACUUCGAGGCAAGUUACGGCAUCGGCAUCGCCGAGGGGCAUGUUUUUGCGCUGGCAUCCGCGUCCCAACGUCAAAUCGCGCAGGAGGAAAAAGUUUUGGCCAAAGUUUUGUAUCGCUUGACAAAUAAAUUGAUGACGCUGAAUGAUAAAAAUGUGCAGUUUGGCAUAAUUUACGCGCUGCGCCUCCUGCUGAGGCACUUCAAUUUCGUGGACUAUCAACAGGCCUGGCUGGAAUUCAAUUUCGUUGAAAUUUGCAUUAGCUAUGCCUACUACAACAAUGCAACAGCUGCGGACCUCGGCUGCCAGAACGAUUUGAUUGAUGUGAUGGGCAAAUUAAUGGCAGGUGCCAUGCUGAGCUCAGGUGAGCCAAACGCCGCCCACCUGGACUUUCUGCUGCGUCACAGCGUCAAGAUGCUGAACAUCUACUAUCACUUGGUCACCAAUCAGCGCCCACACACCACGGGAUCCCAGUCGGGAAGCAGCAGCUCCAAGCCGCCCAAGAGCGAGCUCUUUGCCCGCGAACAGCCAGCGGCAUCCCUUCAGGCUCUGGGUUACUUUGCCGGCGAUUACGUUUACAUGAAACUUUACAACAUUUUAAGAGGUGCUAAUGACAGCUACAAGAUAACCAUAAAUCAGGAGGCCGGCAGCUUAUUAAUUUGUCUCCUGAAAACCUGCCUCCACGCAGUGAGCCUCUGCCUGGAGGGCAUGGCGAGUGCUUCGCCCCCGGAGCUGAAAUUAAUCGAAGAAAUACUCCACUAUUUGACCAGGCUCAUAAAUUAUGCGCCCGCCGAGUGCGUUGCAUGUCUGCGGCAACUGUUGAAAUAUUUAUUCGCCCAAAAUUAUGCCAGCCAAGUGCGGCUGCAGCCAUCGGCCAUCGGUGAAAAUGGCAGUGGAAUUGGCCACCAUGCCGCCUUCAUGCGUCCCUACUUCGCGGCCAAGGGCAGGGGUCACGGCGCCAGCUCCACAUUGUUGCCAACAAUAAAUUCAAAACCAGCGGUGGCGGGAUCCCAGCGAGGGGCACCAACCGACGCUCGCCAGCCAAUUGAUGCCGGCCCACUCCAGGACAUGGGCAUGCUCUUUGUGCACGGCCUGCAGCCACCCUCUCCGCCGGCGGGCGACUCUGUCCGGCUUAUAAAGCUAUUCGAGCCGCUGGUCAUAUACUGUCUGACGCUCUUCAUGAAAUCCAAUGCGCUGGUACAGGCGCCCAUUUUGCGAUUACUUUCCCAACUGCUGGACUUGAAUGUGACCUACAGCAUACUGGACUCCAAGAACGUAAUAUUCGAUCAGGUACUGAGCAAUAUGGAUCUGAUUGAAGGGGGAAUAGAUAGAAACGCCUUCAUCAUGGUGCCGCCCAUGCUGAGAUUCCUGGUGCAACUUACGCACAAGAGCGACCGGCAGCUGAUCACGAUACCCAAGAUCAUCAGCAUCACCAACAAUCUGCUGGCCAACGGAUCGGUGCGCGAGGUGGCUCUGCUGGCCCUGAAGACCCUCAGCUACGAGCUGUUUUUCAUGCACAGCCAGCUGGAGGAGGCGCUGGACACCGAGGGCCAUAACUCAGGGCGAGCCGCGUGCCAGAGUCCUUUGAGUGCAGCCCCCACACCGGAAACCAGAGAGGCCUUGCUGGCGCAGCGACGCGAACUGGACACCCAACGGGAAGUGGUGCUGGGCAUGCUGGAGAAGUUCAUCGAAGCACGGCCGAGUCAACAGGUCCUCGCCCUACUCCUGCUGUUCGAGCGGAGUGUGCAGCAACUGGACACGCCACCGUAUCGCAGUGCCCAGGAUGCGGACGCCGUGUACGGGACGCUUUGUCGAGGGCUGUGCUCCCGCCAAUGGCGUCUCUACAACGCCGGUGAUCUGCGGCUCCUGGAGAGCUGUUUCCGCAAUAACGGCAACCAUGUGCUGGCCGACAGCAAGGGAUUCCUGCAGCUGCUGCAGCUUUUCAUCGAGCAGGGCGUUGGGAACUUUGGUGAUUUAGCUCUGGCCAUGGUUAUGCUGUCCAACGUAAUCCUUAAAACGGAGGAGAUUUAUCUAGUGAAUCACAUUAAACUUUAUUUGAAAAAUAAUCCAACGGCCGAGCGUCGUCUGCAGGCCCUGAUGCCCAGCUCCCCAUCGGCAGCUCCUCAUUGGCAGGACGAGGCACCAUCGACGUCUUCGGCGGCGGCAGCUGCCAGGGCGGCCGCCGCAUCCUUUUCCGCCGGCCGCUCCUCCAUCAGUGAAAUUAACUAUUUCGCCAAAGUUCUCAGCGAGAAGCUGCUCGCCUGUUUGGAGGUCCUCCUGGGCUUGGAACCGAGCUCAUCCAGCCACGCCUACUGCCAGCUGGCCGGGCGCUUCGUGGAUGCCCUGCUCAACGUCUGCUGUCGCUCACGGCACAAGGAUGCACUUCAAUCAGUUUUCCGUUUGGUUUUGGCCGAGUCUGAAUUUCUCUGCAAAUACUAUAGCCUGCUGUUGAUGAGUGCCGCAGGCCAGGGCGGAUCCCACUCACUGGAUGCCGUGUUGCUGGCCUGCCUGAGGUUGGUGCUCGCCAUGCGGCUGGAGGAGCCGGUGGCCCUUUUGGAACAGGCCGCCCAGCUGCCGCUAAAGAAAAACUUGCAGCGGGCGUUGCUACGCGAAGUUUGUCGUGCAAAUGCGGGCUGCGAUUGGAGUGCGCAACAAGUGCGCCGGCUGUUCGAAGGCAGGUAUCUGAAUUUCCUAAUUGCUGACCACUUGGAAUUCAUUUGCGAGCUAUGCCAAGAGCGUCCCGAGUGCGGCUCAUUACUGCAGGUGGCCUUGUUCCGGAAUGCCCAUCGAUUGAGCAGGCAAUCCGUUCGCAUCGUCCUUCGGCUAUUGGGACGUCUUUGUGAGCCCGCUGAACGGGAAGCCUCCGGAGACGUUGGCAGCGAUGCGGAUCCCACCCUGCAGGCCCUGCAACUCCUGAGUCGCCUGCACCAGCUUUACGAAGGAGAACGCUCGCUGCAGUUGCCCAUCGAGCGGAUGGCCCGGCGGCUGAGCGCCCAGAGUGGCCAGCCCGCCAGGAACGUCAUCUACGAGCGUCUGGUGGAGGGAGACCUGGCCGGCGGAGAGGACCAGGACGCCCUGCGAACCCUGCUACUGAAGGACUUGGAGUGCCGCCAGGACAAUGAGACUGCAACGCCGUCGCGCAUAAUUGAUGAGAGCUGGCUCUUUGCGCAGCUAAUCAAAUUCGCCACCCAGCAUGCCGAUGCCCCGCAGCAGCAGAAGCAACUAAUGCUGCUGCUCCUGGAGAUCCAGUCGGAGCCGAAGCUGCAACGCCUGCUCAGAAGUCUGGGCACCGAGCAGGAGGCGAAACUACUGCGCCACGCCAUCGCCGGUUCCCUGGCGGCCAUGAUGUCCGCCUUCCGACAGAAGUGCAUCCAGCAUGCACCGCACAUCAACUACAUGCAACCACCGCCACUGGCGCGCGUAUCCUGCGCCCUGCUCAUGUCAAAGGUGGCUUCCACAGAGGCCAGAAAAUGCCGAAACCCACCCACCGGGGAGCAACUGGAUGUGGCGCGGGCGGUGGGCGCCCUGAUGGCCUGCAUUCGGAAUGCGGAGCAAACAGCACUCAUCUACAUCGAUGCCCGGCUGAUGGAGAAGUUCGUGGUCGAGCACCUGCUGCGCCGCGAGCAUCUGCCGCAAUUGCUGGCCUACCUCGACUGGCUGGCCGGAGCGGCAAAACAGAUUUUGGCCAUGCCAACACGACAGGAGUCGGAACAAGACGCUCUGGGCGUGCUGCUGGCCACCGUGAAUGCACUUUUGCAGCAGCCCCGCGUCUGGCGGGAGCUUAAUGCCAGUUCGGAUCCCUCACUGCGAUGCGAACUGCUCGACCUGCUGGACUCAGUGGCUCGGUGCAUUCUGCAGGACACCAUUUUCUAUCGAAGGCACCGCCGGGAUAGAAACAAGGCCAAGGGACCGGCACCCCAAGCGAUUUUCCUGGCCAAAUUGAUUGAAACCCAAAUUGAAAUCGAGUCCCUGGACAGUGGCAGGGUCUUGGCAGGCGUCGAGGACGCCCGACUGCAGUUCGCAGGUCAGGAGCUGGCCCGAUUCCAAGUGGCAUUGUCGCUGGUCGCCUCUAUCGGCAUCUCGCUGCUGCGAACGCAUCAGUUUUAUGCCUACGCGGUCACACCCCACGAGCUCAUCCAGCAGCCAGGCGUCCAGCAGCAGCAGGAGCAACAGGCAGAUGGCAAGCUACCCUCCAUUCCUGUGGACAGCCUGAGCGAUGUCGAUGUCCUGCGUCAAUUUGUCAAGAGGCUCUCCAUCUUCGGAUUCACCACCCGGCAGCAGUUCGAGGAGUACUUCAUGACCUGCCUGCUGCUGAUCAACAAGCUGUACGACGAACACAUGGUCGAUCAGCAGGAGCAGUUCCAGAUCAAGCAGGUCUGCCUCCAGGCCAUCCUCGAACUUUUAAUGACGUACAAAACUUUUCCCAUUGUGGGCCUGGCCAACGGACAGUUCCAUCACACAACUCGCUGGCAGCGCAUCACUUGUGACAGCAUUAGCCUGAAGAAACUGCACAAGGUGCAGUUGCUGGUGGAUGCGUGCAAUGUCUUCUAUCAGCCCAAUCUGGAGCGGCAGCUGGCCUACGACAAUGUGAUUGGCACACGCACCUUUGCGCCCAAUCAGUACGAUCUCAAUUUCAGCUGGGCGCAAAUGGAGGACCAGGCGGCGGCGGGAGUGGGUGUGGGAGUGGGCCUAUCUGGCGGGGAGCAGGCAAACACGGCGGACAUUAAGCAGUCCUGCGAUGCGGAUGUGCCCGACAUGGCAAUGCGCAACUAUCGCCAUUUUACGCAGCUGUCGGGAAUUGACUUUCGCAGCAGCACGCAGCUGGUCUUUGACGUACUGCAGCAGAUGAUCGAGCUGAAUCACAUCCUGGUGCUGCCCAAUUUGGUAAAGUUUUGCGAGAUCUGCGAGAGUCGCGACCACAUCAAAUGGAUUAAGGAACGCUGCCUUAAACUGCAGGAGCAGGUGGCCAUGGACGACACCAUUUCGCAUCAGCACAUAAUCUACUUACUGUGCCGCAGCCAGGCUCUCCUGAUCCCCAGCCUGGGCGAACUGCAGGUCCUGUGCUCCUUGAUUGGCAACGUCUACUUGAAGAGCACGCACAGCUUCAUACGCAUCGCCACGUUGCAGGGGCUGCUCUGCCUGCUGGAGUGCUGCAGCAAGACCAACACGACAAUGGGACGGCUCAGUGAGGAGCUGGCAUUGUUGCGAGCCCUAAUUGUGGGCUACAUCAAUCGUCAUGGCAUCAUUGAUGAGAGCCCCCUGCCGUUCAGCGUGGAGCACACGAAGCUGGUCUGGACGCUCAAUUACAGUCUGAUCGAGUGGACAUCGAAAUUCGUGCCGCAGUGUCAUCUGUUGUCAAAUACAAUAAUUGCGGCCAACAAUUUCCUGAAGACGACCGCCGACGAGGAGCUCUAUCUGUGCGUUCUGCAUGGCCUGGAGCGCAUGGUGGUCAAUAGUGGAGUGCCGCCUCCUGGCAUUCAGCCUACUGGAAAGGACGCCGCCGCUGGAGAACCGGUUGCCGGAGCCGGAGCAGCAGGAUCCGAGGCGGGAGUUGGCGUCGUGGUCACACCGCAGAUGCGACAUAAAAUUGAAAAACUUGCACUCGAAUUGCUGAAAAUGGAAAAUGAGAAAUUUUCGAUUCCGGCAUUGAAAUUGCUUUUGUCCUGCAUGUAUGUGGGCUCGGCUGCCCAGCUGGAGAACACGGAGCUGUCGAACGGAAUUGUCCAGGAUGACCCGGAGAUAAUCGCCCAGCAAAACGAUAAAGUCGAUAUACUUUUGCAUUGUAUUAAAUCAUCGACUCGAGAUGCCGCCUGGAUUUAUGGACAAGUGCUGUGCCAAAUUAUUCGUGAUUUAGUGCCACCGAAUGAAAUAUUGACGAAGGUCAUAAAGGAGUUUCUGGCCAUAAAUCACCCGCACUGCGAUGUUAUUGCCAUGAUUGUAUAUCAGGUCUUUCGCUCCGCCAUCGACUCGUCGUACCUGCAGAUGCUCCAGGACUGGCUGAUCUGCACCCUGCCAACGUUCCUGGACCAGCCGGAGCAGCAGGGUGUCUGGGGCCUCAGCGUCAUCUUUUUAUCCGCCUCCAUAAAUCUGCAUUUGAUUAAACUAUUUCCGCUGGUGCUCGGCAUCGGAGCAUCCAACUCUGCGGCAGCAGCAACAACGGCGACAACGGCAACAACUGAGGCAGAGGCAGCAGCUCCGGCGAUGGCCCGAAAAUUAGGUCAACACGAAAUUGCAUUGUUCGUGACAGCUGCACAAGAUUUCCAUGCGAAAUUGAGUGGCGAGCAGCGGCAGCGUUUCCGCGAGGCAUUCGGCAGCUUCGAGCGGAGUCAAGUCUACGGCCGGAUGUUGCAGCGCCUGUGAUAUGAUACGCAGAUACCAUACCAUACGAUACGGUGCGAUGAUAGUCAUGGAUAGAGGUUCCCAGCCGUAGGGAAACCCAACUAUUUAUCUUGCGUUUAAUUCCCAAUCGCAGCUAAAAAUAAAAAGAAAGGAGCCGAGUUCGGCAGGCGGCUAAACUUGCAGCAAAGACAAGCGCAAGCGUGAAUAACUAAUUGCCCCAAGCUGCGGAGAAAGUUUGAGCGGAUGUCCCUCUUCCUUGCGCUUGUACUACUUCAUCAACUCGGAGGACCCUUGCAGACCCCAGCGAAUGGAAAGUUUUUUAAUAGUUGGCGAAUACAAAAUUAAUUUAUGCUUUACAUUAUGUGUAACUAAUAUUUAAAUUAUUGCAAACGAAUGUCCGCCACCACGGCCCGCACUUCCUAAUCUGGUCGAAAGUUUAACGAGGCCAGCAGCGAGCGACCCGCAAUUAAUUCCUGCGGCUUUCGACAAGGACCCAGGACACGGAAAUUAUGUUCUUGUCAGCUUUCGGCCAAAGUUGAUCAUUUAUUUAUUAUGACGCUGCUUGCUGGGCAAGAAAUAGAAACGCGGCCAAGGGACGCUAGUGGGCAUUAGUAUGCGCCUUAGCCAAUUGCCGGCUAAUUCCUAAUCAAAAUUACUUAAAAAUUCCAUUAUGCAAACGCAAGCCCCACGCUUUGUACUCCUACUGUAAUCAAAAUAAUAACCAUAUUGUUUAAUGAAAUAAAAAUUGCUAUUAAAACGA